AGGAAUCCACUUCAGCAGCGUCUUCUGAUCCAUAUUUCCACUCACUUCUCGAAAACUCCAAGGCAGACAUGAGUCUCUCUGCGAAAGACAAGGCCACGGUGAAGAGCUUCUGGGCCAAAAUGGAAGCAAAAGCCCCUGAAAUGGGCGGUGAAGCUCUGGGCAGGAUGUUGGUCUCCUACCCGCAGACCAAGGCCUACUUUUCCCAAUGGGGAUCGGAUCUGAAUCCCGAGCAUCCACAAGUGAAGAAGCAUGGUGCAACCAUCAUGGCAGCCGUGGGCAAAGCCGUCAAGUCCAUCGAUGAUCUUGUCUCCUCUUUGAGCUCCCUGAGUGAGCUGCAUGCCUUCACUCUCCGGGUGGAUCCUGCCAACUUCAAGAUGCUGGCCCACAACAUCAUCUUGGUUAUGGCCUUGUACUUCCCUGCGGACUUCACUCCAGAAGUCCACCUCUCUGUUGACAAGUUCCUGCAGAAUCUGGCUUGGGCUCUGUCUGAGAGGUACCGCUAAAGAUCCAGCAAAGCGGGAACAUCGACUGCCUACAUGCACCAUGUCAAUUAACAAUCCUUUCUGCAUGCAGGUGUCUGAUCAAUAAAAUCACAGUCGUAAAAAUA
Scatophagus argus is the source of this 607-nucleotide messenger RNA. RefSeq names its product hemoglobin subunit alpha-B-like. Gene Ontology annotation, cellular component: haptoglobin-hemoglobin complex; blood microparticle; hemoglobin complex. The coding region runs from base 69 to 503 and encodes 144 amino acids. The transcript has 3 exons. Gene Ontology annotation, molecular function: peroxidase activity; oxygen binding; heme binding. Gene Ontology annotation, biological process: oxygen transport; hydrogen peroxide catabolic process. Lineage: Eukaryota; Metazoa; Chordata; Actinopteri; Scatophagidae. The record is from RefSeq and is a predicted model, not a curated record.